Molecule: messenger RNA, 183 nt
Organism: Saccharomyces paradoxus
Lineage: Eukaryota; Fungi; Ascomycota; Saccharomycetes; Saccharomycetales; Saccharomycetaceae
Exons: 2
Coding region: 1-183 (60 amino acids)
Source: RefSeq, a predicted model, not a curated record
AUGGUCCUUCUUUAUCUUUUCUUUUUCCUAAAACCAACCAAAUAUGGAAGUAAUAAGCUCUCCCACAUUUACUCUCCUAUUCUUAUCACGUUAUUGUUUAUUUAUGUGUUUUCUGUAAAAUUGUUCAAUCUGUCUCCUCCCUUCUCCCUUCUAGCCGCGGGCCCUUGCUGUUCUAUAAUGUGA